This is a messenger RNA of Stegastes partitus (bicolor damselfish), 2480 nucleotides long. RefSeq names its product ATPase Na+/K+ transporting subunit beta 1b (gene atp1b1b). Gene Ontology annotation, cellular component: sodium:potassium-exchanging ATPase complex. Gene Ontology annotation, molecular function: ATPase activator activity. The transcript is spliced from 6 exons. The record is from RefSeq and is a predicted model, not a curated record. Lineage: Eukaryota; Metazoa; Chordata; Actinopteri; Pomacentridae. Gene Ontology annotation, biological process: potassium ion import across plasma membrane; intracellular sodium ion homeostasis; intracellular potassium ion homeostasis. The coding region runs from base 158 to 1063 and encodes 301 amino acids.
GAGCAACGGUUUAUAUUGGGGAGCGCGACAGCGGAGCGAGCCGGGUGCCUCUUCAGCGGGUCGGGACUCGGGUGACAGUUUAAGAAGAAAAAAAAAAAUAUUACAAAAAAAAAAAAAAAAGAAGAAGCAGAAACUGUUUGCGGGGGAAUAAAUCAACAUGCCUUCGAAUAAAGAUGACGGCGGCUGGAAGAAGUUUGUGUGGGACUCGGACAAGGGCGAGUUGCUCGGCCGGACCGGCGGCAGUUGGUUCAAAAUUCUGCUGUUCUACGUGAUUUUCUACGGAUGCCUGGCAGGGAUCUUCAUCGGCACCAUCCAGGCCUUGCUGCUCACCCUGAGUGACUACAAGCCCACCUGGCAAGACAGAGUUGCACCUCCUGGCCUUUCGCACACCCCGAGAUCUGAAAAAGCUGAGGUGUUCUUCAGCCUCACCGACAUGGAGACCUACCUGCCUUACACCAGAGCUUUGAGGGAUUUCCUCAACAAGUAUGACGACGAGAAGCAGAGGGACCAGAUGAAGUACGAGGAUUGCGGAGAGGAACCUACAGAGUACAAGAACCGGGGCGACUUGGAGAGCGAGGUGGGCAUCAGGAAGGCCUGUCGUUUCUCCCGUACCCUGCUGGGCCCCUGCUCCGGCAUUGAAGACCCCGACUUUGGCUUCAAGGAAGGCAAACCCUGCCUGAUUGUCAAGCUCAACAGGAUUGUCAACUUCCGUCCAAGGCCUCCCACCUCUAAUGAAAGUAUUCCUGAAGAGGCUCAACCCAAAGUGCAGCCCAAUGUGAUCCCUAUCUACUGCACCAACAAGAAAGAGGAGGACGCCGGUAAAAUCGGGGAGAUCAAGUACUACGGCAUCGGCGGCGGCUUCCCCCUGCAGUACUACCCGUACUACGGCAAGCUGCUGCACCCUCAGUACCUGCAGCCGCUGGUGGCGCUGCAGUUCACCAACCUGACCCAGAACACUGAACUGCGCAUCGAGUGCAAAGUGUACGGAGAGAACAUCGACUACAGCGAAAAGGACCGCUACCAGGGACGCUUUGACAUCAAGCUCCAGGUGAGCAGUUUAUGACGGACAUCAGGACCGUAGCAACCUUCCCGGACCGCCUCUUCCCCCUCCUCUGCCCCCUAAAUACCAAUCUGUUGUAGGAGAUGAUAGCGAGGGGGGGCAGGGCUGUAGCGGUUAAGUCAAUCACAACUAGUCUUGAACGAAUUAAUGAAAGAAAAAAAAAAAAACCUGUUAGGGGACCGAUGUGUAAUCUGUCUGCUUUCAUCACUAGCUUCUACACUUCUGUCUAGCCUUAGAGUGUAAUUUAGAGGAAAAGUAGCUAUAGGCCCAAUUAAAAAAAAAGAAGAAGAAAUAUUUAUUCUGCUGUAAAUGAGACUUUUCCACAAGCCAUGGGACAUUGUUCAUCGAUGACUAUAAAGUGUGCUUCCAUCUCCGACGUGUAGCGAGCCGUGUUCGUCCCCUCUGCAUAUCGCUGCCUUUGUGUGGUUUCAGUAGAUAGUUUUGGAGUGUGCAGUAGUCGCAAAAAUUCUGGUCCUUCCGAACCACGCUGUUCCUCAUUUUGUCGUAAGCUUCAGCAGUUCUACGCGAGUGUGUGUGUGUGUGUGUGUGCGUUUUCAGACUCGAGCGCACGCUUCCAUUUACUUAAUGAUUAAAAACUCUUCUGAUCUGUGUAAGGAAAAAGGCUGCACUCCAGGAAACGUCUUUCCUCUUUUAUUUGUCUUUUACAUCUGAUCAGACUCUUUUUUUUUUCGUUUUUGUCCUUUUUUGUUAAAUCACUUAAAUGUGUGAAGGGGUUUUAUUACUUGGUUUAAUGCCUUUUUCUUUUGAUUUUGCCUUGAAUGUAGACUUGUGUGUCCAGCCCGUUAGACACUUGAGCCUGCUGUAAGGAAGGGCGAUGGUGCUAACUCAAGUUUUUAAGAUUUUUUUUUUUUUUUUUUGCUGGAUUUAAUACAGCACUGUGGUGUAACUCUCUGAAUGUUUUAACCAUAUGAACAUGGUGGAAGAAUUUUAUAUUUAUGGAGCUGUACAUUUUGUUUCUUUGCAGAAUAUUGUAAUGUAUAAAUGCAAUACCAAAGUGACGAGUUGAAGAGAGUCUUUAUCAGAAGCAAUGCAGUACGUGUUUUUAGGGUGUCCUCAUGUUAAGUGCUAAAGUCAGUGUCUUGCCUUGCAACCUUUCAAUGGUUAACUCUUGAUUUGUGUUCUGGCCAUGAAUGUAGUUAGGUGUAGAAAGAACAGGUAACCGGCAGUUUGAUUCCAAAACAAACUGCUGUUCAUGCAUUUUAAGAAAAAAAAAAAAAUGUAAAAAAAAAAGUUAUUGCAGAGCUCCGUGGCUUUAGAAUGAUGUUGGCUUUAAUAUUCCAUAGGAUCUAAUGUUGUAAAACCCUCAACUUGAAGUUUAACAUCAGGCAACUUCUCAUCAGUUCACCCACCUUUGUCAUUUAAUCAGAGAUAGAAACGAAUAAAAUCAUAAUGGACCUUU